Drosophila mauritiana is the source of this 599-nucleotide messenger RNA. RefSeq lists its product as uncharacterized. The transcript has 3 exons. Lineage: Eukaryota; Metazoa; Arthropoda; Insecta; Diptera; Drosophilidae. Bases 75 to 503 code for a protein of 142 amino acids. The record is from RefSeq and is a predicted model, not a curated record.
AUCAGCUGUUGUGCCGUUUGACUUAUGUUUACAUUUUUAUAGGCUUAAAAUUACAAGUUAAAAGAUUUAACCUAAUGGAAUCAUUCGCAAAAUACCGAUAUAGUUUGGUGGCUGGGACCUUUGCAGCUGCAGGAAGCUUUUUCGGAAAACUGCCUAGCCACCUCAGCGCCCAAAAACUACUGAAUACUUCGCAAAUUAGUGGAGACAUUUCCUAUUUAGAAAUAGCAUUACUGCAGCUGCUGCCACUUGUGUUAAUGGUAACAUGCAACGUCUGCAACUUGCGUUUCUUUUUGAAGGCCCUGCAAAUGACUGAACAAACUUUAACCUGCGUCGUUUUAACUGCCGCUUCGAAUUAUGUCUUAUCGUUUAUCCUAGGUGCACUUGUUUAUCAGGAGCCACUGACAGUACUAUCUGGCAUCGGAAUAACUCUAAUUCUUGCUGGUCUUUGGUUUCUUUGCGACGGAGGAACAGUCGAGUCUAAAAAGCCAGACAAAAUUGAAUAAUUAGAAUGGGAUUUGCUUAAGAUUAGCUUCUUUUAUACAAUUUUUUUCAUUUGUCAUAUAACUUUCUGAAGUAGUGAUAAAAAAUAGUUAAGCAAC